This is a messenger RNA of Fomitiporia mediterranea MF3/22, 1011 nucleotides long. RefSeq lists its product as uncharacterized. Bases 1 to 1011 code for a protein of 336 amino acids. The transcript has 3 exons. The record is from RefSeq and is a predicted model, not a curated record. NCBI's taxonomy places the organism in Eukaryota, Fungi, Basidiomycota, Agaricomycetes, Hymenochaetales, Hymenochaetaceae.
AUGACCAACCUAGCCAUGAAAAGGUACGGACUUCUUGCUGCCCAUGAUUCUGGUAUUCCGAAUGGCAGCCGGGAUUACACUACAUUGAUUCUUACUCAUGGAUUUGCCUGGCAUUCUGGCGUAUUUGUUCGUCUCCUGCCACUCGCCCCAAAGUACAACGCGCGCAUUGUUCUUGUAAAUAGGCGUGACUAUCCCGAAUCUGAGCUUCCCGGAGAAGAACUCAACCAGAUCAGCACCAUCAAAUCGGAUACACCAGGGGCGAUCGAUAUCCUGAAAGAGUAUGCAAAGCAAUCCGCCCGGGAGCUGUACGACUUUCUAUCACUAUUUGUUAAGUCCGAGAAAGUGCCCGAGAAACCGGGAAUUGUUUUCGCAGGAUGGUCGUUUGGCGGUGCAUCGAUGACUAUGUUCCUUGCGAACGCUAGGAACUUUCCAGUUGGAGAUGUUGAUCUGACCCGGUAUAUUCGAAGUGUUAUCCUUUACGAUCCGCCAUAUCAUAGUCUUGGUUACCCACCACCAGCGGAAGUCUAUCACCCUCUGGAAGAUCCAUCUAUGCCACCCGGGGAAGGUGGUAAGUUCUUCUUGUCAUGGGUUUCUGGAUAUUAUUCGCACGGUAAAUCGGUCUCCGAGCUCGAACUUCGCAAGCCCUUGACGAAUCCUCGUCCGACAAUCGAGACAAUGACUCCAAAUGAUCUCGCAUCGACUAUGUACGUGUAUGCAGAAUUCCCUGAUGGCGCUGAUAAAACCCUCAUGGAGGCCGGCGUGCAACACGGUUUAUUCAACUUUUUACGAGAAGCUACCCUCUAUCCUCCUUUCACGGAAGAGAAGUCGAAAGACUGGGAUAGCAUACAGCUCAAGUAUAUCUGGUGCGACAGUUCUGUAUGGGAGAUGCCUUGGGGAGCGUGGGCUUUCCAGAAUGAGCUUGAAGAGGCAAAGAAGAAAGGAAAGCCAACGAGGCCUGUCUCGGUUGUGAGGAUGGAGGGAGCCAACCACUUUGUGAGUUUUGUUUUCUGA